Molecule: messenger RNA, 1155 nt
Organism: Cyanistes caeruleus (blue tit)
Lineage: Eukaryota; Metazoa; Chordata; Aves; Passeriformes; Paridae
Gene: LRRC4
Product: leucine rich repeat containing 4
Biological process (GO): synaptic membrane adhesion; postsynaptic density protein 95 clustering; excitatory synapse assembly
Cellular component (GO): glutamatergic synapse; plasma membrane; postsynaptic density membrane
Molecular function (GO): protein binding
Source: RefSeq, a predicted model, not a curated record
GGCCCCCAGAGCUGCCCCUCCGUCUGCUCCUGCAGUAACCAGUUCAGCAAGGUGGUGUGCACCCGCCGCGGCCUGGCCGAGGUGCCCCCCGGCAUCCCCUCCAACACCCGCUAUCUCAACCUCAUGGAGAACAACAUCCAGAUGAUCCAGGCGGACACCUUCCGCCACCUGCACCACCUGGAGGUGCUGCAGCUGGGCAGGAACGCCAUCCGGCAGAUCGAGGUGGGCGCCUUCAACGGCCUGGCCAGCCUCAACACCCUGGAGCUCUUCGACAACUGGCUGACGGUGAUCCCCAGCGGCGCCUUCGAGUACCUGUCCAAGCUGCGGGAGCUGUGGCUGCGCAACAACCCCAUCGAGAGCAUCCCCAGCUACGCCUUCAACCGCGUGCCCUCGCUCAUGCGCCUCGACCUGGGCGAGCUCAAGAAGCUCGAGUACAUCUCCGAGGGCGCCUUCGAGGGCUUGUACAACCUCAAGUACCUCAACCUGGGGAUGUGCAACAUUAAGGACAUGCCCAACCUGACGCCCUUGGUGGGCCUGGAGGAGCUGGAGAUGUCGGGCAACAACUUCCCCGAGAUCAAACCGGGCUCCUUCCACGGGCUCAAAUCCCUCAAAAAGCUCUGGAUCAUGAACUCGCAGAUCAACCUGAUCGAGCGCAACGCCUUCGACGACCUGACGGCGCUGGUGGAGCUCAACCUGGCCCACAACAACCUGUCCUCGCUGCCCCACGACCUGUUCGCCCCGCUGCGCUACCUGGUGGAGCUGCACCUGCACCACAACCCCUGGGACUGCGACUGCGACAUCCUCUGGCUGUCGUGGUGGCUGCGGGAGUACAUCCCCACCAACUCCACCUGCUGCGGCCGCUGCCACGCCCCGCUGCACAUGCGGGGCCGCUUCCUGGUGGAGGUGGACCAGACCUCCUUCCAGUGCUCGGCGCCCUUCAUCAUGGACGCGCCCGCGGACCUCAACAUCUCGGAGGGGCGCGUGGCCGAGCUGCGCUGCCGGACGCCGUCCAUGUCGUCGGUGCGGUGGCUGCUGCCCAACGGGACGGUGCUGAGCCACGCCUCGAGCCACCCGCGCCUGGCCGUGCUCAACGACGGCACCCUCAACUUCUCGCACGUGCUGCUGGCCGACACCGGCCUCUACACCUGCAUGGUG